UCGAGGUUUCCUGUCGAUAUGAAUGCUUGCAUUCUUACGUUUUUCCCCUGAGUCUGUAGUAAAAUUUGAUCUGGGUUCUAAUACGCGAUGAAGCUUCUGGUGCUCGGGGCAUUUCUAGUCUAUCUCUAUCAUCAACCCUGCGAGGCCCAAGGCAUCAAUCUUCCAUCCCCUUGUCCUUGUCCAUUGGUGAAGGGUUACGUUUGCGGUUGGGAUGGUGUCGAUUACAUGAGUCCUUGUUGGGCUGGGUGCCGAAAAGUAAAAGUCAAAUGUAAAGGACGAUGUCCAUGCCCCGAUUCAACCGUUUGUCCGACCUUGGAGGCUCCAGUUUGUGGCAACGAUGGCAUCACUUAUAAAAACGCUUGCAAUGCCCAAAACAACGGCGCGACUGUGAAAUGCCAUCGACCUUGUCCUUGCCCCCCCUCAUCUUGCCCUGAAUGUUGCCUCCCUAAUACCAAUCCUAAUUGCUGAUUUAUGCCGGUGGAUUGUUCUGGUUGUUUAACAGUUGUUGGGUGAUCUUGAACAUAUGAAUAUGAAACUGCGCAAUAAUUAUAUUUUACAAAAUGGUGCGUAUAAACCUGCCAAA
This is a messenger RNA of Tigriopus californicus, 583 nucleotides long. Its product is annotated as serine protease inhibitor dipetalogastin-like. Lineage: Eukaryota; Metazoa; Arthropoda; Copepoda; Harpacticoida; Harpacticidae. Bases 88 to 468 code for a protein of 126 amino acids. Gene Ontology annotation, molecular function: protein binding. The record is from RefSeq and is a predicted model, not a curated record. The transcript has 3 exons.